UGUGCACCCGGCCGGUGCAGUCUAAAAACGUAAGAUGCCGUCAUCUGACGCUCAUCGCGAAGUGUUAUGCACCAAAAGAUCACUCAGGAAACAGAUGUUCCUAGAUCUGCUGCCCAUCGGUGUGAAUCCAGCUGAAUUCAAAAAACAAACGACACAACGAACCGGCCAAAUCAGUGAGGACGACGAGAUCUACCACAAAGAGUGUAUGCCGAUGGAGAGCAUCGGAGGAAGUGAAUACGCGGAAUUUGUUGGUAUAAACUGCCCAUCGAAACGACGCCGGCUAAGCCAGUUUCACUGUCCAAUGCGAGGCACAGCACUAUGUUCAAAUCACGAAACCGGCGAUGUAGCCUGCGGUCCUGAACCGCUAUUCAUUCAAGGGAAGGACGUGGCAGCUAUGCUGACGGACCAAAACCCAGCCCGUUCCGAGUCCACCUGGGUCGGUCCAGUUAUCUUCGACUUGCGAGCGUUACAUGCUCAAACCUGUGUCCGCAUACGUGGCUCCGUUGGAAUACCUUGUGAAUCUCGCAUCAAGCUAAAGUUGAUCCUACCCAUGCUGGAUGAUUAUCUUAGCAGUUUGCCGGACCAUGCUUGUUCACAGACUAGUAAUUCGUCCAGCAGGUUUGUCAUUCUGUGCACGGAGUUUAUUAACGAGGAAACACUGCGACCCAAUGGUGUGGUCAUGGAUCUGGUUCAGCACAUUAGGAUGAAGCAUUUCAGCUUGGUUCGGGUUUUAAAAGGAGGCUUUCGAGAGUUCCGGCGCUGCUUUCCCCAUCUAUGUGAACAAUCAGUUGAUCUUCGACUCAAGCGAAUAGCGACUCGUCGUAACGAACUCAGGUCAUCGGGAGACCAACUUCGAACGAAUCACUAUGCGGGGAAAAAUGAGGCAGUUUCGCAAUCAGAACUAAGUCCACCGGCAGUCAACAACCUUGUUCGUCAUCAGUCAUUUCUUCUUCCGGGACUCAGUCUGCUUGUCCAGCGAACUAUUCACAAAACAUGCAAUCCUACUCCGACCACAGAGUUGUGUCGACCCGAACCCGAAACGAAAAUCACUUCACAGUUAAGCAAACUUCUUCGCAUUUUUCACUCUCCCAUGUCAUCCCAAAUGGACUGUGAAUCUCCCAAAAGUGUUUUUCAUGCCAAAGCAAGUCAGAUUCUUCCAUUUUUGUACAUAGGGAAUGAAAUCGAUGGAACUAGCGAGCAGGUACUUCAGGCGUGCAACAUCCGAUUCGUUCUCAACGUGACCCCAAAAGCCCCUUUCCUUGAUGAGGUCAGAUUUCAUUGUUGCCGAAUCGCUGCCGCAGAUAUGGAAUCUCAGGAUCUUCGGUCACUGUUUAGCACUGCAUUUCAAUUCAUUGAGGAAUCACGCCUCUCAGGAUGCAACAUUCUCGUUCACUGUCAAGCUGGAGUUUCUCGUUCACCCUCACUUGUAAUCGCCUACCUGAUGGCACAUUCUCAACUAUCACUCCGCGAUGCCUAUCUUCUGGUGAAAUCGAAACGUUCUGUGAUCUCUCCGAAUUUUUCAUUUCUGGGUCAGCUGUUCGAUUUUGAGGCUGAACUCAACGCCGGAACGAGUCUACGAAAACCAGAUGUACUCAGUUCCAUUCUGCCUACUUCUGUUUAUCCAAGCUUGACAGAGCACAAGGACGACCUGGUCACAAUGGCUUUCGAACGAGAAAGGUUGAUGAAGUGAUCUGAAAUGCUGGAAUCACACCUCACAGGGCUCUAACAAAAAUUUUGAUGGUGUUACUGACAAUUUGUGGUCACUUGUGGUACAUUGUCGGAAAAUUGAUCUCAGUCCGUUUCUUUCUUCCCUUCUGUUUUGAAGUCUUACUCGUAUUUUCGAAGGAAGUAUGUACUCUUUACCAUUACAUAGGUCUGAG
Molecule: messenger RNA, 1880 nt
Organism: Opisthorchis viverrini
Lineage: Eukaryota; Metazoa; Platyhelminthes; Trematoda; Opisthorchiida; Opisthorchiidae
Exons: 4
Coding region: 35-1690 (551 amino acids)
Biological process (GO): negative regulation of MAPK cascade; protein dephosphorylation
Cellular component (GO): cytoplasm
Molecular function (GO): MAP kinase tyrosine/serine/threonine phosphatase activity; protein tyrosine/threonine phosphatase activity
Source: RefSeq, a predicted model, not a curated record